Messenger RNA from Anguilla rostrata (American eel), 2085 nucleotides. Its product is annotated as G/T mismatch-specific thymine DNA glycosylase-like. The record is from RefSeq and is a predicted model, not a curated record. The transcript is spliced from 3 exons. Gene Ontology annotation, biological process: base-excision repair, AP site formation. Gene Ontology annotation, molecular function: pyrimidine-specific mismatch base pair DNA N-glycosylase activity; uracil DNA N-glycosylase activity. Gene Ontology annotation, cellular component: nucleus. The coding region runs from base 213 to 770 and encodes 185 amino acids. NCBI's taxonomy places the organism in Eukaryota, Metazoa, Chordata, Actinopteri, Anguilliformes, Anguillidae.
GGGAACAUACGUCACAUUAGCUUCUGAUAUUGUCUCCGUCGUUCUAGUAUUUUUGAUUGUGAUGUGGUUCUGCGACGCUAAUGUAGGCUAGAAAUCGCAUUCUGUAAUCGAUUAAGCAUGUCUGUAGAAGUGCUGUAAACUGACUGGCACUUUCCUGGCAUUAAUCACCAUUAGAUAUCAGCACUGCUAUUAAUUAGGGCUUCAUCAUUUUUAUGAGCUUUUCACCAGUCGCGUGUGCAGAUAUGAGGGGUUUGAAGCGGGCGGGCCUGUUGGUAAUUGGCAUUGACCCCGCCCCCUCCGUACAGGUGUGCUACCUGAUGCCCUCGUCCAGCGCCCGCUGCGCGCAGUUCCCCCGCGCUCAGGACAAGGUGCACUUCUACAUCAAGCUGCUGGAGCUGCGCGACCAGCUGAAGGGCGUGGUCAAGAACAGGGAAGUGGAGGAGGUCAAGUACAGCUUCGACCUGGGAUUGGCCAAAGAGGACGCUAAGAGGCUCGCCAUUAAGGAGGAGCAGUACGACCCCGGGUACGAGAACGCAUUCGGGGGGGCGUACUCUGAGGCAGUGGGCGUGCCCGGGGGCGGAGCCGAGCAGAGCAAUGGGCACUGCAGCUUCUCUGCUGCAGGAGAGACUGAUGUGUCCGGCACGGAGGCCCCACCCGCAGCAGGCGUGGGGAGUGUCCCAGAAGGACGGUGGAUGAUGCAGUCGUUCGCCGAUGAGAUCCCCGACAUCGGCGGCAGCGCAAAGCCUCAGCUGGGGGCGGAGACUGCCUGAGGGGGGAGGAGCCUCUCAGAGGGCAGAGACAGUGCGGUAGGCGGAGCCUCUCAGGACUCCUCCCAGGAAAUGCACAAAGGCUGCAGGUGUAACGCAGCUUCCUGCUCGGAAAAGGCCUCACGCGAGUUACCUGGGUUACCUGUCAGCAGUGAAGGGUCUCCCCUCAUGCUCACCAGCCAAUCAGGGACCACAGAAGGAUGAUGUCACAAACUGCUCCCUCUAUGAAUUGGAAAUAGAUUAGUUUACCAUAUUGGGCAAUUGCUUUGGAUAAUGGUAGUUUUUAUAUAUAAAAAUGUAACGUAAUACAUUGAUUAGAUUUUUUUAAAUGCAAUGUUUUGAAUAAUGAGAAGAUUUUUAAAGAAAUCUUUUUAAGAAAGUAACAUUUUUUGCAAUAAGUGUGAAUGACCUGCUGCCAAGAAAUGACUGCAGGUUUAAUUUCAGGACUGUCUUAAAUCAGGGAUUUCAACUCAAACUUGACUGAUGCCAUUUAUCUAAGGGCAUCCUGCUAAGACUGCAGGAUUUGACCCUUCUACACACACACACACACAGACACACACACACACAUUUGCAUGCACGCAGGGUGAAAGCAAUGUGUUAUUCCUCUACUUGAAAUGGCUGCUGGAGGUGCAUUGUGGGAGGAAACCCACGACAAUUACGCGGUAACAAGAGAUGCAAAGCUGCAGUUUAAGGACAGUAGGCUGGUCGAGGAGAACACCUGAUAUUGGUUUAAAGUUGUAACAUUCUUAUUAUGACCAAUUACAGUCGGUUAUAUGUACGCAUAUACACAUACAGAAAGUGUAUAGAGUGUUGCUCUGAAUAAUAUUCCCCCAGGUAAUGGGGUAAUAUAAUGGCUGUGAUGAUGUUCAGAACCAGGAAAUAUCCAAAUCUUGUAUUUGGAGAGAAACAUACAGACCUCUGCCACCUCUCCCACACCAUGUCCCCGUUCUUAGCUUCCAAUCACCAAAAAGGUCAAAACCACUGUCUGCCUCGCUCACCUGCAGCCUCUUUUAGAGAGCAGCGCCCUGUAGGGAAGAGAAGCUUCAGGAAUAAAAGGCUACGAGAGGAAGGGGGGGUGGGGGGUUCUGGCCCCUCCCCCCUGAGCCUCUGCUGCUCCACACUGCACGUGCUCAGUGCGUCCGCGCUGAUCUGUCCCGGCGGCCUUCAUCGUAUGUUUACAAUAUUUACAUUCUCUUGGUGCUGUAUUUUUUAUUUUAUUUUUUGUUUGUUAUGUUUUACUGUUUCCAAUGUAUGUUUUUAAAAAUGUUAGCAUUUUUUUAGAUGACCCUUGAUGGUCUAUUAAAGGUCCCAGUAGUGA